AUGAAGGAAUCUCUUGUCCUUGCUAUCAAUAUGACGACAGUGGUAACUGAACUUUCAAGACAUCUAGCGCUAAGCGGGAUUAACCUUCAUCUAGUAGAUAUUGAAAAUGUGAUGAUUGAUAGCUCACAUUCUGAAAGUGACUUUUUAUUUGCACCAAAUGAUAUAGGUAAACUAAGAGUUCAGGUAGUUGCUGAGAAGCUAAGAGAAAUGAAUCCCUAUGUAAAAAUCACUCAUGAAACAGAAAGGACUCUCAAAGACUUACUAGAGAUCAGAGACUUAUAGAGUCUCUUCAAUGGUUAGAAGUAUUCCGCUAUUGUAUCAGGCUUUACAAGAUUUAGUGACAGUAAAGUCUUGAACUCAAUGGCUAGAGAUGUCUAAACUCCCUUCUACAGUCUGAAUUCUUGCGGCUUAAAUGGCUUUUUCUUUGCUGAUAUUUGCCAUGAAUUCACUUAUACUACUAAGAAUAAACAGACUAAUGAGGACGAAAUCCACACAAUUACUAAGUCAGUGAGUUUAGAUAAAUUCAUUGCUAAUUUUUCUGCUUAAGAUAGAAAGCUCUCUAAUGUACCAAUAAGGAAAACAUCUGCCUAAGCUGCCUUUCUCUUCUACACUAUUAUGUCUUUAGCGCUUUAGGAGCAAACUCAAUCUCCACAGCCAGUAGCAAGUGAUGACUAAAUGAUGAUAGAUUAAAAUCCAGAGAAUGUAAGUGAGGGAUAGAGGAAAGAUAGUGAGUUUGAUAAAGUUUGCUAAAUUCUCAUAGAAAAGGGUGUGGGCAGUAAGAUUAUCAAGAGUUAGGAAUUCAGAGAGACAUAUGAUAGAGUAUAAAAAUGCUUUAAUGUUGAGUUCAGCCCAUCUUGCAGUCUAAUUGGAGCUAUAGUGUCUCAAGAGAUAGUAAAAGUAAUCACUCAGAGAGAUCAUCCUGGCUAUGGAAUGUAUGUUUACGAUUCAGUCACUUAAUAAUGUACUCAGUAAUUAGUUGAAUGA
Messenger RNA from Stylonychia lemnae, 984 nucleotides. The record is from the annotation of a GenBank genome assembly. Lineage: Eukaryota; Ciliophora; Spirotrichea; Sporadotrichida; Oxytrichidae.